CGCUGCUAAGCCGCCGUCAAGAGCAGUUCUAAUAAAAUUUGCUUGAAUGGUUUCAGAUUGAAGAACAAAUAAAGUCAAAAUUUUAUUGAAAGGCGCGAGUGACCAUUAUUUUGUUUUUUGUUUUUUUGUCAAUUUACAGAUAAAAUAUAUUUUUAUAAAAUAAAAUAAAUUAAGUUUAGUAAAAAAAAACAUCAACAAAGUUUUCCUUUCUCGAUUUGUGAAACGAACUCCAACAAACAAUUUUUUAAACACAUUAAUCCAGUGAUAUUUUUGAAAAAUGCCAACUAACUCGUCAAAACUCAGCAUGUCUCAAACAAAGGACCGCCAUUUAAUUCUACGCACAUGUGGUUUGUGCAUUGCAAUCCUAGGUUUAUUUACAGGCUUGUUCUGGCAUAUGAUUUUUAAAUCAAUACUACAUAAAGAAUUAGUUCUACGUCCAAAUUCCAGAAUAUAUGAUUUUUGGAAAAAUCCACCAAUCAAACUAAAUGUAGAUUUUUAUUUAUUUAAUUGGACGAAUUCAGAAGAUUUGUAUAAUCCAUCCAUAAAACCAAAAUUUGAAGAACUUGGCCCAUAUCGAUAUAUAGAGAAUCCUGAAAAGCUUGAUGUUGUCUGGCAUCCAGAAAAUGCUACUGUAUCAUAUCGUAAGAGAAGUGAUUUUCGUUUUGUACCUUCAAGUAGUAAAGGACAACUAAAUGAUAUGAUAACAGCAAUUAAUCCACCGGCAGUGGUUGCAGCCACUCGAUCAAAACGAAUGAAUGAAAUAAGGCGUACUCUUAUCGAUAUAACCCUUAAUGUAUAUGCAAACGAUAUGUGCAUAACUAAAUCAGCUGAAGAUAUACUUUUCCGUGGCUUCCAUGAUAUGUUGUUAGUUGCUGGUACUAUAGUGCCAACCGCUAUUAGUGCUCAAACUGUUCCCUAUGAUAAAUUUGGUUACUGUUAUCCCAGAAAUUAUAGCGCGGACUUUUAUGGUGUUUUCAAUGUGCAUACUGGAGCUGAUGACAUAACUAAAGUUGGUCAAAUUCAUAAUUGGAAAUUUAAAAGUACCACCGAAUUCUUGCCAGACAAAUGUUCUCAGAUAUACGGUUCUCCAGGAGAAAUUCAACCAUCCAAUCUAAAGGAAGGGGACACACUUAAUUUAUUUUUACCUGAUCUAUGUCGUCCAAUACCAAUGGAAUAUUCCGAAACUGUUGAAGUGGAAGGCGUGCGUGGUUUUAAAUAUAUAGCUGGCUUGAAAGCAGUUGAUAAUGGCACUUUAUAUCCGGGCAAUGAAUGUUAUUGUAAUGGCGAGUGCGUGCCAUCUGGUGUAGUUAAUAUCACAGCUUGUUGGUUUGAUGCACCCAUUUUUCUAUCGUAUCCACACUUCUAUAAUGCGGAUCCAUAUUUUGAAAAUUUAAUAGAAGGAAUGAAACCAGAUAAAGAAAAACACGAAUUUUUCCUUGUAAUUGAUCCUGUAACCGGUUUGGCAUUGGAUGUAGGUGGUAGAUUGCAAUUAAAUAUACUUGUAGAACCAAUACCACAUUUAAAGAGAUUUAAGAAUGUGAGAAAAGCUUAUUAUCCAUUAUUUUGGCUAGAUGCUACCGCUCGAAUUUCCCCAGAAUUAGCAACUGAAUUAAUAUUGAUAUCAAGUAUAAAAUUGUAUGGCCAAGUGGCUGGAGGUAUUUGUUUCCUUAUAGGCUUGUUUCUGUUCCUGUGGCAUCCGCUUAAAGGACAUUUUAAUCGACGAUUAAUGCAACAUAUCAAAAUCAAUGACAUUACACCAGAAGCCACUACCAAAUCAACAGAUAAAAAUGAGGGAACACCUGAAACGUUAUCGUUUUUAGGUGAUACCAAAAAUGGUGGAAGUUUAUAUCCAAAAAUUAUAAGCACUGAUAGUGAAAACAAAAUAAUCACAAACCUGACAACAAAUUCUUCGGCACCAAAGCACAGUCAUUUGUCCUUAAAUUCAAGUUAAAAUCUUUAAGGAGAGCAUGAAUGUGUUUAUUCAAAAUCAAUGCCAAUUUUUUAAUGUAUACUAUUUUAAAAUAUAUUUUUAUAUUUUCAAAAUUAAGAUAAUUAAGAUAUCAUAAGUAAAUAGCUUAAGUUUUAUAUAUUAAAAUAUACUGUUUUGGAUUCCAAAAUAAACAUUUUUGUUACUAA
Teleopsis dalmanni is the source of this 2136-nucleotide messenger RNA. Its product is annotated as protein peste-like. Gene Ontology annotation, molecular function: scavenger receptor activity. Gene Ontology annotation, cellular component: membrane; cytoplasm. The record is from RefSeq and is a predicted model, not a curated record. The transcript has 7 exons. Lineage: Eukaryota; Metazoa; Arthropoda; Insecta; Diptera; Diopsidae. Bases 278 to 1951 code for a protein of 557 amino acids.